GUCGGUGUCACGCAUGCUCCUUGCUUUCUUGAAUCGAAAAAUGGCGGAAAAUUUCUGCCGAACAGAAACAUGAUGUCAACAUCACCUUUUUAAACUAAAGAACGCGACGUAAAUAAGCAAGAAUAAUGGACUCGGUGAUAGAGCAUGACCCUACGCUGCCUCUAGAUCUAGAGAAAAGCACAACUCUUGCAAGAUUCAAGGAAGCUAUGGCUUCAGGCGGUCUCGAUCCCGAGAUGUUAGAUUCCACCACUUUGGAUAGUGCCGAUGGGGCAGCUUCGAGUUUACCAGAGGGUAAAAAUGGCCCUGUUUCACCCAAAAACAAGACAAUGAAGGACUACGAAUUUCAAAUCUCUGAACUGAAGAAAGAGAACUUUGGAUUGAAGUUGAGAAUCUACUUCUUGGAGGAGAGGCUUGCCAAUGAUGAUACUCCUGACGACUUGUUUAAAGCUAACAUUGAACUGAAAGUGACUGUGGAAAAACAGAAGAAAGAGUUGGUUGAGAAGCAAGAGCUUUUGGUUAAAGCCUCGAAUGCAGUUGAGAUGAUUGCGAACCAUAGUGAAGAGCAAAUCAAACAGAUGCGAGAGGAGCACAAUGAGGAACUACAAGAGAUCAGGGAGGGAUAUGAAAACAAGGUUAAGGAAAUUGAAAAGGAGAUGGCUGAAGCCAAGCAGGAUGUUGAGGAUCUUGCUGAGAGACUGACAGAGGCUGUUAACAUGAAUCAGCAGUUGAAUGAGAAGUUGCUGGAAUCUACCGGAGGCUUCCAGGAUGAUCAACAACAGCUUCAGAUUUAUACCAAGGAAACAUUGAAUGAAAAAGACAAGAUGAUAGACGAUCUUAAUGAUGCCUUUGAGGUUCAGAAACAGCAGAACGAGGAGUUGCAAGAAAGAGCAGAUCGACUCGAGAAAGAAAAACAGAAAGCCCAAGACGACUUGCGCAAACUCGUUGAAGGAGAAAAGAAGAUGAAAAAAAUGCUUGAUGAGAUGAACAAAAGAAGCAAAGCAUUCGAGGACGUCAAGGAGAAAGCUCGAAAAUUGGAAAAGCUUAACAGGGAUUUGCGAAACAAGCUUCACGAGAAGGAACGGGAGCAGCACACGUCACAGAGCCCCGUCAAAGCUGAGAUGCUGGCUAAAACCAAGAUCGAGGACCUUGAGCACAGCCUAGCGGCAGCGCGGGAGUCUGCGCACACUGCAAAGAUGAAGUGGUACCAGACAUUCGAAGAGCACGCCGAAGUAAUCAGAUUGCGUGAUGCAAGUAUCGCCUCACUCCAGAACACACUUGGCACCAAAGACGCCGAGCUACAGAAAUUAAUGCAACUGGUAUCCAGCAAGGAUUUGGAGCUGCAAAGGCUGAUGGGUAGCAAACAGCUUCUGGAAAAUAGAUUGGACGAUAACAUCAGGGGAAAAAAUAAGGAGCUAGCUGAGCUGGCAAAUAAACUCAAGGCUUUGUCACAUGAAUAUAGCGAGAAGGUUGACAGUCUGGAGGAGCACUACCGGCAAGUAGUUUCAGGCGCUCAAGAACAGGUCAGCAAUAAGGACAAGAUCAUCGAAAAGCUGGCAGCAAGUAAUACAGAAAAAGACCGCAUUAUCGAGGAUUUUGCGAUUGCGCUCAAAGAUAUAUCUGCUGACACUAGUACCGCAGACGCGUCAGUUGAUGUGAGGGAUGAGCUCAUGAAGAAGCUGCAAAACCACAUGCGACAGAAAGAUCGAGCGGUAGAGAGCGCCAUCAGUGACAAGUUCCGAUGCCUUGAGGAGAAAGACGCAGAGUUGCAGCAGUUGCGACAGGCACUUAGGGAGCGCGACCGCCUCAUCGAGAAGAUCAACUCAGCCGUCAUGAGCGCAGAGGAGCAACUGAAGCUUCUACAGACCGCAUGCGAUGAGAAGGAACAGGUCAUCCAAGCUCUCAAGACAACGAACAUUGAGCAGGAAAAUGCCCACAAGAAUGUUUUCAACAACGCGACACAGGGUCUGCAUGAGAAGGAGGCAAUGCUUCAGAACCUCACGAGGACAUUAGAGAACAGGGAGAGGGAACUUGCGGACUUGAAAGAGUUCGUCAAAGAACUAACACACAACACAACGCAGCCUGACCCAGAACAGAGCAUUCGCAGUAAGGGAUUUGAAGAAGAACUGAAGGCGAAGCAAAAACUUAUCGAGGAGCUGCUUUCAGAACGAACGCGCAUGUCGUCUGCACACGAAGCCAACAAUCAGCGGCUGAUGGAUGCCCUACAAGACAAGGACAACCAAAUAAAGGACACCGCCGAAAACCUACUUCGCGUGCAGGCUGAGAAGAACGCCACAAUACAACGACUACAGCAACUACUGAACAGCAGAGAUCACGAAAUUCAGUCGCUUGAGAAUAGCAAGGCUUGGGCAACGCAGGAACAUGACAUGAUGACCAACAAGCUGCGACAAGCCCUGGAUGACAAAGACAAAGCCAUACAGGACCUGGUUCAGAGCAGUCGCGAAAAGGAUGAGAUGCUGAUGAAAUUACAGGACUCCUUCCGAACUCCCAAAAAGGCUCCAAAUACCCCGGAAGUGAAUAAAAUGCGCCGAACAAUUGCCGAUCUCGAGGAAAGUCUCAAAAGGAAAAGUGAGUCCCUCCGAAAGCUUGAAGAGGAAUAUCAAGCCAACAUGAAGAACUCUCAGAAUGAAGUUGAGAACAUGGAGAGCAAAAUGAAGAUCGAAAAUCUCGAGCAUGAGUUACAAACCAAGGAUGCAUUACUCAAGCAGACACAGGUAACUGUCCGAAAUCUUCGCGCAAAGACGGAAAAUCUGCCGAUCAUUGAGGACCUCAAGCAGAAGUUUUCUGAGCAGUCGCAGGCGUACCUUGCCGCUCAGAAGGCCAAAGAGCAGGCUAUGCGUGAGCUGGCGUCAGUGCAGCGCCAGAAACUUGAGUCUGAAGCAGAGCUGAAGGCCAAGCACGACAACAUCGAGCUCCUGACACAGGCAGCCCAAGUCAAGGACGGGGUCAUUAGGGAGAUGCAGGACAGCCAAAAACGGCAGUUACACGAGAUGCAGGAGAAUAUUGGGUACUACCAGAAGAAGGCCUACGACCACGAGAUGGCAAAUGAUGCAUUGCGGCAACAACUAUCGGAGAGCACGGAGCUCAACAACUCACUGCAGAGACAAUUAGAGACGCUACGCAACAACUUUAUCAACAGGUCACCUUCCAGACACGACUUGGAAGAGCUGGCCCGACUGCGAGAGGAAGUAACAUCACUGCGCACAGAGCUCCAUAGACCCACCACGCCUCACAGGGAAACUUCGGGAGUGGGGACGGGACGAGACGAACAGGGCUUGCAUCAGCUGCAGAGGGCUCUAGCGGACCAAGUGUCUGAGACAGCAAAACUGAACGAGAUCUUGAGACGUGAACGAGAGAUGUACAUCAACGUUGUACAACACAUGCGCAACGCGCCCUCAGACCCCAACCACAGUAUAACUGUCACGAGGGAACUCCAGACGCUUAAAGCCCUGCGCACGCAGCUUGAGGAGGGAAUCCGCCAGAUCAACGUACUGCGGGCUCAACUUCAGUCCCAGUGCAACAGUCCUGCGUCCGGACGUCAGUCUACCAGUCCCCACGCGGUCUCUCCCUAUGAUGCGGUUUAUCAGCGUGAGAUUCAAGAGCUCAAGUCAAAAUUGGAAGAUAGCGAACGAUGGAACACUUCGUUACAGGCACGUCUUAAUGAGCUUCAGCCGCGCGUCAGUGGUGUCGGAGGCUCACAGGACGUUAUUGACCGUGGCAGAGAAGUACUGGUAUCGCCUGAAGCUGUCAAAAAUCUAAAUCAGCAACUCAGCAAAUUGACGAGCCAGCUCCAGCAAAGCACUCAGCUCAAUCAGCGGUUAAAGAACGAUCUAGAGAGCAUGCGCAGUACGACUUCCAACAAGAAUGCGGAGCAGGAAUCUGUGAUCCAGAACCAAGCCAUGCAGAUCACCAACUUACAGGAGCAACUAAACAGGACCAAGCAGACCUUCACCGAGCUGGAGAGCCGGCUUACCGACGCCGACAGCAAGCUAGAGUACUACGCCAGGAAUGUGAACGUGGAUUUCGAGGAGUUGCUGAUGGAGCGAGAGCAAGAGGUGGACUCCCUGCGUACCAAGUUGAACGAGCUGAAAUUGAGGGAAGAAAGCGUGGGGCCGAACUACAGCAGAAGUGAUAUGGCAAUACAGACCACACCUGGUAGAGACUGGGGCCAAGGGUCGGUCGAAACGCAACGUCAAGCUGAAGAGAACCUUCGUCAGGAGCUGGACGAGACCAAGCGCUGGAGCGAGCAGUGCAAGAAACUCCUGGACGAGAAAGUCCAGGAAAUACAACAACUCAAACAAAAGAACGCAGUGUCUCGUCGUGCUGAGUCACCGGAGAAAACUAAAGAGAAAGCGGAGCUGCAGCGUCUACGAAACGAAUACGAGAAAGGAAUACGCACCAACGAGGAGCUAAAGCGCCAACUCGAGGGGGAGCUCGACUCGAUUAGCACACGGGAGAAGGCGAUGACCACUGACGCACGACACAUGACUGAGCUGAGGGAAAAACUGGACGAGUCACUACGAGUUAAUGACUCGUUACAGGACAAGCUGCGUGACUCGCUGCACUCGGAGCGGGACGUGGAGCACGUGAGACGCGAGCUUAGCAGUGCCAACAAGACCAACGAAUCCCUAGCGCUUCAGAUCCAAGACCUUCACCAGUCCAUUCAGCGGUUUGGCUCCAUCAGUGACGAAGCAGAGCGUCUGCGAUCCGACCUGCGGGAUGCGCAUGCGCUGAACGAGAACCUGAGCCAGCAGUUACAGGAGACGCGCCGGUCAGCGGAGGAAGCUGGUCACGUGAAUAAGGAGCUACGACAGGCGAAACUGAUGAACGAGCAGCUUGGGAAGCAGCUAGCGGAACUAUUGAACCAUUUGAGCAAGUUCAAGGUUGAAAACGAGAGGCUACGGAGUGAGCUGGAUCAGAAAAUAAAAUCCAUCGAAGGGCUUGAGGAGCGACUAUCCUGUCAGCCCCCCACACAGUCCCGAGGUGUGUCCCCCCUUGCCCCUCUGUCAAUCAUCACAAGCUCAACCCCUCACCUCGACUUUGCCGCCACUCAGACGAGCCCAGGCUUAGGUUUGGCAAGUCCCCACUCGGUCACGCGCCUCAGCUCCCCACGGUCUGUCUCGUCACAGGAAUCCCCUGUGAUGGAGAAGAUGCACAAACUGAACAAGACGCUGAUGUCUGAGAAUCAGUUUCUGCGGAAUAAACUGAAACAAAAUGAGCGCUUCAAUAUCACACUCAAGGAAGAACUAGAUAUGUACCAUCGAAUGAGACGAGACUCCAUCCACUCGCAGACAAGUUCUAGUCCUACUCGAUCCACAAACACGACAGGGAGCUCAAAUGAUCAGCUUUUGACUACGUACAUGAGUGAAAUGCGGGCACUGCGCCUGCGCCUGGAGGAGAGUAUCCGCACAAACGAUGCACUGAAGGCUCAACUUCAGCGACGCAUAAGCGAGGAGGGAAGGGAUGGGCAUGAUCAGGUGGCUAUGUUUGAGUCAGAUAAGGUGUUGCUGUAUGUUCGCGAGAAUGACACGUUACGGGCUGAGCUGCUUGAAAAAGAUCGGAUGAAUGAGCGGCUGAAGAAAGAAAUGGAGGAAUUGAAGAAACAGAAGGAACUAGCCUCGAGUCAGAUUCACAUCCUGCAAACACAAGUGGACGAGAGCGGCAGAGCGCUGACGAGCAUGCGCCAAGAGCUGAGUGUCUACGAGCGCCUUCACAAGAUAUCGGGGGGACGUGCGCAGACCAACGGUACGAGCUAUGUCCGGGAAGGGCCACGCAGUCCGGACGGUAGCGAGUCGGACAACAGCGCCUUGGCCAUGUUGCUGGCUGAAGUCCGCAGUUUACGCGUGCAACUCGAGAAAAGUAUACAGACCAACAAUGCAUUGCGGCUCAAGUUGGAAGAACAGCUAAAUCGACCAAUCAGCCACUCGCCCCAGUCUUCUAGAAGCUCGCCUCAGUCUUCUAGGAACUCGCCUUCCGCUAUUGCGCGCAAGCUAGACUUCGAGAGAGAUGGCCUCGAUGAUCGAUCUGGCUCGCCUGUGGCUGGCCAUCUUGCUGCACACGUGGACAGAGAACACUUUAUCGAACUCGAGGCAAAGAUCGGGUGCAUCUGCAACGAGACAACGAAAGUGUACGCCAACAUUCACAAAGGCAGCCAGCUGUUAGUGGAGGCCUCGGUACAAAACAUCCAGACAUGGGCCACAGACUGUCGGCGAGUGCUGGAUAAGUUUGUGCUCGACGAUAACGUUCGGGGUCCCCACGGGAACUCUGCCGUCACCACCGAGAAUAUGAGUCUACGCAUGGAGAUCGCUAAGUUGAAGAAGAAACUGCUGUCCCAAGAGGAUAUCAUCAAACAAGCAUGUGCGCGACUCGAGGACGGGAACCGGUUGAAGGAGGGCAUACAGACCAAAAUCAUCGGGCAACUAUCAGAAACACAAGCAACUCUGCAGAAAGCGAGGGGAACAUUACAGGAUCGAUAUCGAGGGCGAACAACAAGAUGACCUUUGCCCCUUCCGUCCCUGCCAGUCCUAGUCACGGGGAUCUACUGGUGUCACGCAAGUGUAUCACUAGCUUAAUCAGUAGCCCCUGCUAAGCUGCCUCACGCAGAAUGUAACGCAACAAGAUGCUUGACGUCGUUUACUUGGGAAUUACGCUAGAAACGUAAAUGUAACGCUUUUGCCAAGCUGCGUCACGCAGAUGCGAUGUCCCUACUGAAGACAAACUAGUCGUUAUGAUAUCUUCCCGGGAGUCACGCUGUAAGAAAAGAUGUAAUGCAUCAUAAAGCAAGAGUUACGCUACGGAAAGCAAGAUUAACGCUACGGAAAGCAAGAGUAACGCUACGGAAAGAAAGAGUAAGGCUACAGAAAGCUAGAGUAACGCUACCGAAAGCAAGAAUAACGUUCGCUACGGAACAUUCUAGUCAGUUUUAAAGAAUACUGUGUGGCUUUUACAACUUAGGUUAAUUUUACGUUCUAUCCCACGUUGUAUUUUUAUCAAAGAUAACUUGCACAUAAGCAAUGAUAUUUUAUAAAAGUAUUAUAUAAUGUAAAGAAUUUUUUAUUUUAAAAUAUGAAAGAAAAAUGA
Molecule: messenger RNA, 7098 nt
Organism: Nematostella vectensis (starlet sea anemone)
Lineage: Eukaryota; Metazoa; Cnidaria; Anthozoa; Actiniaria; Edwardsiidae
Product: myomegalin
Exons: 60
Coding region: 126-6515 (2129 amino acids)
Cellular component (GO): microtubule organizing center
Source: RefSeq, a predicted model, not a curated record